AGCAAUGACAAAGCCAUUUCAAUAAAUUAAAAAAAAAAUUAGAAUCAUUUAAUUUCUUCCUUGUUCUAAAGUCUCAACCAUAAUUGAAUCGAUCAUCUUGUAAAAUCAUGUCAAGAAAAAAGAGUGGUAAGGUUGCUGAUGAGACAAUGUUUGAUGCUGAUAAUAGGCAGCAAUUGCAACCAAUUUGGAAUAACAGAUUACUUGUAAUAUACACAAUUGUUCAUAUCCCCUUUUCUAUUCUUUCUCGCUUCUUUAAGCGUCGUACCAACAUAUCUGAUACAACCUGGGUUACCGGAGAUAUUAUGAGAUCUUCUGAAAUUGAUCAAUUUACGGUAAGUGACAGCAUGCGCCAUGCAAUCCUCAUGUAAAUACUU
Amaranthus tricolor (Joseph's coat) is the source of this 374-nucleotide messenger RNA. RefSeq lists its product as uncharacterized. The record is from RefSeq and is a predicted model, not a curated record. The coding region runs from base 108 to 368 and encodes 86 amino acids. Lineage: Eukaryota; Viridiplantae; Streptophyta; Magnoliopsida; Caryophyllales; Amaranthaceae. The transcript has a single exon.